Molecule: messenger RNA, 732 nt
Organism: Talaromyces marneffei
Lineage: Eukaryota; Fungi; Ascomycota; Eurotiomycetes; Eurotiales; Trichocomaceae
Exons: 1
Coding region: 1-732 (243 amino acids)
Source: RefSeq, a predicted model, not a curated record
AUGGGCAAGAGACCGCUGACAAGAACGACUUCGGCUUCCUCGCCCAGGCCAUCAUGUCCCGGUGGUCGCCAGAAACCCGGUCCUCCGCCCAAAAGAAGCUUCAUUCCAUCCACGGGCGAUCCAGUUGAUCACGGUCGACGCGCCUCAAGGGAUCCGAAAGAAGAUAAUACUUAUUUCGGAGAUAUGCUACCAGAUGAUGGUGCGGCGCAGGAUGCCGGUUACGAGGCUGACGUGGAAAUCGUCAGACCUUAUGCUGUUGAGGAGCCGGACGAAGAGACAGAUGUGACCCCGACAUCAGUUGCUACACCGAAACUACUAGAUUCAACGGAGCAGUGGCAGAGGGAAUUGCUGAGCUCUUUACGCGGUCUCUACUGCGACUCGGAUAGCACCGAUACACCACCACUUGUCAGACACAAACGAGGCAGAAAACGAAAGCCGGAUACUUCAAUAACUUCAUAUCAGAAUGAUCAAAACACUCAGCAACCCGUAAAGGACUGGAGUGUUGAUGUUGACAUGGGACGGGGUAGCACCUUCUUGAGUCCCAAGAGGCGUCGUCAGAAGAGUACGAGGUCUAGAGAAGAUAUCAAAAUCUCUCACAGCAGCCAUCUGGCCAGUGAGCAUUCGAGUACGGUAUCCAGUUCGGUGGAUUUGUCUACAGGCACUCAUGAGAAUGAGAGACGAAACUUACCUGAACGUGAGUUGUCGGCAAAGGAUAUGAUGGAUAUUGAUUGA